UAUCACUUCACGCACACACACAUACACACACACGCAGACAGACGACCAGCGCGCCGGUCUGCUGUUUACCAACCGACCAGCUCGGUGUCAGGACUGUCCCAUCCGCUCGUGCCGACAACCAUGGCGGAGAGGAGCGGCCGGCUGAGUUUCCCCGGGAGCGGGGCUCUCAACCGACCGGUGCCCAUGAACCUGUUCGCAACGUGGGAGAUAGACGGAUCUUCCCCGAACUGUAUCCCGAGACUGUGCAGCCUGACUCUUAAAAAGCUGGUGGUGCUGAAGGAGCUUGAUAAAGAGCUGAUUUCUGUGGUCAUCGCAGUCAAGAUUCAGGGUUCCAAACGCAUUUUGAGGUCCCAUGAGAUUGUGCUGCCACCUAGUGGGUCAGUGGAGACUGACCUGGCUCUCACCUUCUCACUGCAGUACCCACACUUCUUGAAAAGAGAAGGCAACAAGCUGCAGAUAAUGCUCCAGAGACGGAAAAGGUACAAGAACCGAACGAUUUUGGGCUACAAGACUUUGGCCAUGGGAUCCAUCGAUAUGGCAGAGGUGAUGCAGCACCCGACAGAGGGAGGUCAGGUUCUGCCUCUCUGCAGCAACCAGAAAGACAUGCUGGGCAAAGUGGCCGAGAUCUGGAUCUUCUCCCUGUCCAGUCAGCCGAUAGACCAUGAGGACGCCGCCCUGCAGGGCGGACAGAAGAUCAAAUGCAGCGAUAACUACUCGGAAGAAGAGUAUGAGAGCUUCUCGUCGGAGCAGGAGGCCAGCGAUGAUGCAGUGCAGGGACAGGAUCUUGAGGAUGAUGAGUUUGAUGUGAGGAAACCAAAGAAGCAGAGGAGGUCCAUUGUGAGGACCCCCUCUAUCACCAGGCAGCAGAACUUUAAGCAGCGAGUGGUGGCGCUGCUGAAGCGCUUCAGAGUUUCUGAUGAGGUGCUGGACUCGGAGCAGGACCCGGCGGAGCCGCCACCUGAGGUGGAGGAGGAGGAUCUGGACCUGGACAGUGUGGAGUUUGAGAACCCCAGCGACAGCUGCCCGGAGCUGGACGAUGACGACAGCGUCCUCAGCACGCCAAAACCCAAACUAAAGCCAUACUUCGAGGGACUGUCCCUCUCCAGCUCCCAGACCGAGAUCGGCAGCAUCCACAGCAGCCGGAGCCACAGAGAGCCGCCGAGCCCGCUUGAUCUGGACAAAACCAAAUGCGGCGACUCUACGUUCGCCGAUGAUGGCGGCCGUGACAACGCCACCUUUGAGCAACCCGAGGCGGUGACUCCCACCACAGAGCUGGAAAUGGACAACAUGGACACGUUUCUAGAGAGAUUGCCACCAAGUGGCAAAAUGACCAAGACAGAAUCUCUCAUCAUUUCGUCCAACAGGCAGGAAGCGAAGCUGGCAGGGCGGCGAGGUCGGAGCACGUCCCUCAAGGAGCGCCAGCCCAGCAGGCCCCAGAACGAGAGGGCCAACAGCCUGGACAACGAGCGGUCCCUGGACACACGCUGCCACCUACAGAUUCCAAGAAAAACCGUUUAUGACCAACUGAACCACAUCCUGGUGUCCGAUAACCACCUUCCUGACAGCAUCAUCCUCAUCAACACGUCAGACUGGCAAGGUCAGUAUCUGUCGGAUUUGCUGCAGAACCACCAUCUGCCCGUGGUCUGCACAUGCACCAUGGCCGACAUCCAAGCUGCUUUCAACACCAUUGUCUCUCGCAUCCAAAGAUUCUGCAACUGUAACUCCCAGACGCCUAUUCCCAUAAAGAUUGCAGUGGCCGGAGCGCAGCACUACCUUAGCGCGGUUCUGAGGCUCUUUGUGGACCACCUCUCCCACAAGACCCCGGACUGGCUCGGCUACAUGAGGUUCCUCAUCAUCCCCUUAGGUGCGCAUCCCGUCUCCAAGUACCUCGGCACGAUCGAUCAUCGCUACAACAGUUUGUUCCAAGACGCCGCCUGGAGGGAUCUCUUCCACAAGACGGAGGCUCCCGUGAUCGUUCAGGAGAGCCCUGACGUGGUGUCAAGGGUCACGCAGUACAUGGAGGGAGCGAACGGAGCCCACCAGCUCCCCAUCGCCGAGGCCAUGCUCACUUACAAGCAGAAAAGGAAAAAGAGCUUUCAUUUUGAUUUUGCCGUAAGCCCUACUGAGGAUUCCUGUCAGAAGUUCAUCCCAUUUAUUGGGAUGGUGAAAGUUGGCAUUGUGGAGCAAACAUCUGCAGCAUCAGGAGACUCUGAUGACGCAGCACCUCUGAGCUCGUCUCUGCUCUCCUCCACGCCUCCUCAAGUGUCCCCCGCUUUUAAAGAGGCUUCGCCGACACCGCCGCCUUCUCCCUCCAUCAACACCAGCUUCUGUGCUCUCAGCACUUCCAGCAGCCAGGCGGAGCUGAUGGGCCUUCAGGUGGAUUACUGGGUGGCUCCGACGGAGAGGAAGAAAGACAUGGAGAAGCGGGACUCCUCCUCCAAAAACACUUUGAAGUGCAAUUUCCGCUCGCUGCAGGUCAGCCGGCUUCCACCAGGGGGCGCAGAGCCAAGCCCCCAGCCCACCAUGUCUAUGACUGUUGUGACCAAGGAGAAAAAUAAGAAGGUCAUGUUUCUGCAGAAGAAGAGCAAAGACAAGGAGGUCGAGUCGAAGAGUCAAGUGAUCGAAGGCAUCAGUCGCCUCAUCUGCGCUGCCAAGCACCAGCAAACCAUGCUGAGAGUGCUGAUUGAUGGAGUCGAGUGGAACGAUGUCAAGUUUUUCCAGCUAGCAGCUCAGUGGUCCUCACAUGUCAAACACUUCCCCGUCGGGAUUUUUGGGCACACUAAGGGCCCGUACUAGCAGCACCUUGAAAAGAGACUGAAACAAGGAGGACAGCCCCGUUGACCCCUGUGCCAAGAUUUUAACCCCCUGCCACCUUCAUUUUACUCUGCUGUCUUAAGUUAAACUGCCGCUCUCCACUGUUGCAUUUGUCCGAUUAUUUAAUAUUCCGUUUUGUUUUUUUAUUUAUGUAAAGCUGCCAGGUGAAAAUGACUUUACCCUGCUUAAAAAGCUGCUGAUGUUUUGUAGACCUUUCAGAAAGUAAUCUUCAUAAAAGGCUUUUAACCUUUAACAUGUUGAGUGAGUCAUCAGGUAGGACCUGUUUUAUUUUUCUUUUUUGCUGUUGUUUUAUUUAAUGUUUGUAUUUUUUUAAGGUUUGUAUUAAACCAGCAAAAUUAUUAUAGUACAUAAAACACAUACACACACAAAAACACAAGAGAAGCUGCCAUGGAAUGAGAUGCUCUUACUUUCAAUUCAGGUUUUUUGCCCAGGUUUUCUUUGCCGAGAAGUAAAAAAAGAAAAAAGAUAACUAGCUUGAGUAGCCUGAUGUUGGUGUAAAGUCAGGUAAUUGAGCUGUCAUUAAGAGAUUUUCUUUCACUCCUUACAAACUUCUGUAUUUUGUAUUUCUACCUCUAAAAAUGAACUCAAAGUAUGUCAAGUGUUAGGAACAAAAAUAAAUUAAAACAAACAUUGGAAUUCGUUAACAUUCAAAAGGUAAUGAACAAAUAAGAGGCUUCAAGUGCCUGCUAGAAGCCUCCCAGCCACCAGGGGGCAGCAAAUACUCAAAGAAUGAGCCUGAAACAAUUCCUAAGGUCCCAUACAACUUUUUGCCAGCUCUGGAAUGAUGUUAUUGGCAGCAAAUUAGCUUAGCAUAGCAUAAAGAAAUCCCAAACUGGCAAAUUUUAAAAAUUCGCUUUAUAAAGUUCUGAAGUUUAACUUUAUGUGUUGUAUCUUAACAGCUGUAUUACUAAGCUAAUAGCCAAUGGCUACAAAAACUCGGCUACGGAAAGAAACAUCCUUCCACCAUAUUAGACUCACAUGACCCAGAAAUAUGAAGUUUUGAUGUAAUUGGUAAAAUUGGAAGAAUCCUACUUUUUGGUGGCAUAAAUUCUCAUCUAACUGAACCUGGGUGUACGUUCAAAAAGGUCUGACUAUUCCUUUGAGUUUUCCUUGUAAAUGGGAAUUAGUUGUAGAAUGGCCAAUCUUUACCUCUAAGCUGUUUAAUCCUCCUUCAAGGGAAAGUUAAGAUUUUUUGUAAUAAAGUUCUGGAAAGUUAUCAGUCAUAUACCAGUUAGUUUGUAGAAAAGAAAAUACAUUUGCAGGACAUAAAUGCUAGCGAACUAGCUAGGUAACCAGAUGAGCCCCCUGUUUUAGCUGAUUUUGUCCAUUUAAACAACUCAAACUACGUUAUAAAGUACUGCGCUUUAUUAGGGAAUUUUAAAAUUACAUUAGCGAAAACUACCAGCUUUAUGAAUCUGUUAGUGUAUUUAAUAUUAGUCUAACAAGUUCAGUUUUGUUUGUUUUUAAAUGGGACUAUGCAGAUCAAUGAACAUCUACAUGUACAUACAUGAGAUUAUAACCAAGUGCAUAAAUUCCCUCUUUGGUCAAAAACAUUCACUCUUGCUUGAUGCUCUUGGUUGUAGGUUCUCCAUUUUAAAAUGUAAUAUUCAUUAUUGUCAGUCACUUGCAUUUUAGUUUUAAUCUCAGCACAGGACAUGUUUUAAUACAUGUAUGGCCCUGCGUGCUUUUUUUUAAAACUGUAAUCUGGCUUUUAAUCCAAUCUUUAGCAUAUUCCUUUUUCCUCAUUGAGUGACGUUUGGGCUCACUUUCACAUUUUUCCACAAGUAGCCUCGCUGAUUUCUUCAAAUAUUUCAGUAAUGACCCAGCAGCGUGUUUGAAGAACACCUUUAAAAGCACAUCCACAAGUAACCUAUCCGAAGCUUAAAAAGCGGCGACUUCAUCACUUAAGCUCUUUCAAGUUAUUUAAAGGUGUAGGUAGUAAACUUAAUGCAAGUAAGUUUCUAGUUUUACCAGUGGAGUUGUAUGCUUUACAUUUUCAGUUUGAGUUGUUUGAAAUAACUAAAAUCAGCCAAAACAGGGCAUGCAUUCACAAAACUUCACUUUAAAAAAAAAUCUGAACUAUCCCUUUAAGACCAGCACUCCUUCGCACUGCGUAGCUUUUUGCUGAAAGCAAAGACUUUGUUUUUAGGGGUUUUCUGCGGCCAACGCGAGUCUGUUCGUCACAGCUCUCAGCCUGUGUGCUCUGCUACUUUCUAACGUUAGAGGUGAAUGUAUCAAAAGGUUACCUUACUGUAAAGCACUUUUAAACGUUUGUGUAAUUUAGAUUAGCGUAAAAUCACUCCCCCUCCCCCCACCUCCUCCCAGGGAACCUGCAGGUAAACAACCGGCUGGCUGCUGCGAGCCACCAGAGCUGAACAGCAGCACAAACGAGUGGCGUCGUCGUUUAUAUGCAAAGCUAGCCAAGCCGCUGUAUCCCAUCUCUGCUGUUAAUAUGCUCGGUGCGGGGCCUAAAUGGAGUAUUGUAGAGUUUAGUUCAAAUAUUCUAAGUUUAGAGCAGAUUGUGUACGUAGUGAAUGUCUGAAGCUUCUCUUCGAGUUUAGCUGCACGUCCAACACACUUUUUGCCCACAAAUUGUUACUGACUAGAAGUUUGAUCAUAGCCCUCGUCAUUUGUUUAAUAAGUGCCUAAAUUGCAUAAUUUGACAAAUCAGUAUAAGUAACAAUCCCUGCCUACUAUGGUGCUGAUGAGUCUGGGCCCAAGAGAACUUAAAUAAAGUCCAACACAAACGAAUAGUUACGUCUGUUCACGUGUGCGAUGCUAAAUCGCAUUCUAGCCACUUGGCUCGAAGUAAAAUAAACCCCUAAUGUUGAGAAAACCUUUGUUGUUUUUUUCUUUUUCUUCUUCUUAUCUGUGUAAAUAUAUUUUUAUUUUAAGUGUUGUCUCAGAGAAAGCUUCUCAAGACUGAAAGUUGCUUAAAGACUACCACUGUAAUCCCAAAAAUUGGGAAUAAUAAAACUACUACACAC
Messenger RNA from Poecilia latipinna (sailfin molly), 5822 nucleotides. RefSeq names its product phosphofurin acidic cluster sorting protein 2 (gene pacs2). The transcript has 25 exons. Gene Ontology annotation, biological process: protein localization to plasma membrane. Bases 121 to 2796 code for a protein of 891 amino acids. Gene Ontology annotation, molecular function: transmembrane transporter binding. The record is from RefSeq and is a predicted model, not a curated record. NCBI's taxonomy places the organism in Eukaryota, Metazoa, Chordata, Actinopteri, Cyprinodontiformes, Poeciliidae.